This is a messenger RNA of Heterostelium album PN500, 1623 nucleotides long. Its product is annotated as GMC family oxidoreductase. Gene Ontology annotation, molecular function: flavin adenine dinucleotide binding; oxidoreductase activity, acting on CH-OH group of donors. The coding region runs from base 1 to 1623 and encodes 540 amino acids. NCBI's taxonomy places the organism in Eukaryota, Evosea, Eumycetozoa, Acytosteliales, Acytosteliaceae. The record is from RefSeq and is a predicted model, not a curated record. The transcript has 2 exons.
AUGAAAUAUAAUAAUUUAUUUAAAAUUAUUUGUAUACUUGUAGUCAUUCAAUUCAUUAAUGGUGAUGAUGAAUUUUAUGAUGAUGACUAUGAUUAUAUUGUUCUUGGAGCAGGUACAGCAGGAUCAAUUGUUGCAAAUAAACUAUCUGAAAAUAAAAGAAAUUCGGUAUUAUUAGUUGAAGAAGGUGGUUUUGCUCAACAUCCAUGGAUUUGGGAUCCAAAAGAUUGGGUACCACAUUUUCUUAUUAAUCCAGAGCCUGUUGUAUCUAGAGCAUUUUUCACUGCUCCUGAACCAGGUUGUAAUAACCGUACUAUGUCACUGUUGAGAGCUAAAGUAACUGGUGGUUGUAAUGCACACAAUGGUAUGGUUCUUGUUGUUGGAGAUAAACAUAUGUAUAAUCGUUGGGCCGAUCAAACCGGUGAGAGUGAAUGGGGUUGGAACAAUGUUGCCGCCAAACACAUUCCAGAGCUUCGUUCAAAGUUUUACUUUAGAAAGAUGGAUGAAAACAGAGCUCUUCUUCCAGAGAUAAAGAGUGCAGUUACCGCCAUUGGUGUACCAUACGUCCCAGAUGUCUAUGUUGGUAAUUUGAAUGGUUUGACCAACAGAGUAUCAAUGUCCAAACCAGACAACAUCACCGUCCAAAGAAGAGAAACAAGUUAUUCAAAUUAUAUUGAUCCAAUUGCAGCCAAUCGUAAGAAUUUAGAUGUUCUAGUCUAUCAUCGUGCUGAAAAGAUUCAAUUCAAUGGAAAUAGAGCUGUUUCCGUUAGAUUAAGAGAUGUUGGAACUGGAAAGAUUAGAAACGUUAGAAUCAACAAAGAGAUUAUUCUUAGUUUAGGUGCUUUUGAAUCACCGGUUCUUUUGCAAGCAAGUGGUGUUGGUAAUCCCUCAAAGCUAUUGCAAGCAGGUAUUACACCGGUUAUCAACUCACCAAAUGUUGGUGAAGGUUUAUUAGAUCACAUCUAUUUACCAUUCACAGGAAAGCCUGUAGUAUCAAACAUUGCUGCAAACUUGACUGCAAGUGAUCUCUAUAGAUAUUCAAUCACCGAUGGAUUCCUCUAUUUCGGUACCAAACAAAACAAGACAGAACACGAUUUCAUUUUGGGUUUGAACUUUGUUUACUAUGGUCCUGGUCAAGUCCGUUUCGAUUGUCCAGUCGAGCUUGUCAAUGCCACCAGUGUUGGAAGAGUACAGCUAAAGAAUGUCGAUGCAACCGGUGCCGCCAUCCAACCAUUGAUCAACAACAACUUUUUGACAACUGAAAGCGAUGUUCAAAUUUUGAUUGAUGGUAUCAAAGAAUGUCGUAGAAUUCAAGAUAAACUCGUUCAAAUGGGUAUCGUAGAUGCAAGUCAACCAGAGUUAACCAAUCUCGGUCAAGACGAUGCAUCAAUCGAAGCCUAUGCAAGAAGUAGAGGUUCAGGUGAUUUCCAUCCACAUGCUUCAAUUAGAAUGGGUAAAUGGAAUGAUCCAACCACUCCACUCGAUCCACAUCUCAAACUAAAGGGAACUAGAAAUGUUCGUGUCAUCGACGCAUCUGUAAUGCCAUCCAUCGCAACAGUAAACACAAAUUCACCAACAAUGAUCAUUGCAUUACAAGGUUCUAAAUUUAUUUUACAAGAUAAUUAA